This is a messenger RNA of Lathyrus oleraceus (garden pea), 546 nucleotides long. RefSeq lists its product as uncharacterized. Bases 1 to 546 code for a protein of 181 amino acids. The transcript has 3 exons. NCBI's taxonomy places the organism in Eukaryota, Viridiplantae, Streptophyta, Magnoliopsida, Fabales, Fabaceae. The record is from RefSeq and is a predicted model, not a curated record.
AUGAGAAUUGUAGAGCUGCAAAGCAGUCUAGAGGCACAAGAGUUGCGUCUGAUUGAGAAAAACUCUGAACUUGAGGUAGAGCAGCAGACUCUUAAAGUAGCUUCUGGUAAGAAAUAUCAGAAGCAAUCAUGGUCAGAAGCCAGGAAGAGAUCUGAUGCUGUUCAGAAGUCAGAAACCUUUACUUAUGGAUGGCAAAAGAGUGAUCAGAAGGGGAAGGAGAAGUAUGACAAGAAAAAGAGAUGUGAGUCAGAAUCAGAAGCUGAUUCUGAAAGUGAUUCUAAAGGAGAGUCUGGCUCUGAAGGUGAGUCUGACUCUAAAGGUGAAUCUAAUUUUGAUCCAGAUUCUGAUGGUGAUUCAGACUCUGGUGGAGAUCCAUACUCUGGAAAUAUUCCAGACUCUGAAGGUGGUCAUGCCUCUGAAGGUGGUACUUUUGGGAUUCCAUCAUUUGAUACUAUUUCAGUGCCCGAAGGAGAUUCUGAACAAGUUCAUAGGCCACAAAGAAUUAGAAAAACCCCAAGAAGGUUUGCAGAGUUUGACAUACUGUGA